ACAGACAAGGAGAGUGAGCGAGCGAGUUCUGGGGCCUUGUUGUUGUCGUUGCUGCCGAUGUUGUUUGUGUCCCUCUGCCCGACUCGAAUUUCCGUCCACUUUUGGUGAUCUUGCUUCUCCAUUUCUCAAGACAAUCUUGCAAAGGUGUUGUUCACUUUCCUGCUCCAACGCCCGCGCUCUCUGUCGCCCUCCUUCUCUCCUCCCUCUCUUUCGCUGUUCGGUGCGCCUCUCUCUUGCCUUGUAGAGCAAUCUGUCCGUCUGUGUCGAGGUUCGCGCAAGCGAAAUCAAUUGAGGCGUCCUCGUUUCUCCGUCACCUGUUUGGAAGGCCUGUCUAGUGGCCCUGCCUGAUGUCGGAGGUGGGUACAAGUAGAAGCUCAGUGAAGUGAAAGUCGGACUAGCGUGUAUAUAUAGUGGUGGCAAUUGGCUGCAAUUGGUUCUGUAGGAGAGAUUUAAUUUGUAAAUUUCUUCGUUGUAGACGGGUCUGUGCACCUGUUCGCAGGUCUUAUAGCACCGCGGUGGACGGGUGGAGGGGUCCGAGGAUAGGGUUUUUUGUGAAGAGGAUGAAAGGAGGAAGAGAAUAAUUGGCUCAAUUGACCAUUCGGAGACAAUCUGAAGGUAGUUUAGGCACAGUGGAGACGGUGCACCGGUGGCCUGUAGGAGUGGGGGAGGUUGAGAGAACAGUUUUGAGGUUCUUGGGUGCUAGGAAGUAGGAGGGGUAUGUGGAGGUGGUGGUAUGAAGUGCGUUGGUUGCGAAGUUGUCGAUAAUUGAGUCUGUGAAGGAAGAUUGGAGGAAAUUGGACAGACGGCAUAUGUUUCGGGAAGAGAAUUUUGUCCCAGGUUGUCGAGUAAUUGUAUCACCAACUCUGUCAGUGCAGUGUUUGUGUAAGUGGCUCGCUCUCGUAUUUGCUUGAGCAACACAUCUCUUUGCUCCGAAUUGGGCCGCUGAAGGAAGCUCUGCUGGUGGAAGAAGCAGUGGAAGUCAGAAUUGUGCAUCGGUGAUACUGCCCGGGUUGUACUGUGGUCGCUACCAACUCUUGUGAUCUUUUUGUGGAGUUUUUUCGUUGUGUGUUCUUGAGGCAGUCGGACGGUAAGAAGACAAGAACGAUGCGUGUUAAGUGGAACAUCUGGGAUGUUAUAGACAAGAUUGAGGAGUGGUGGCCGUGGCACGAUCAGUCUACAGAUGACAAGGAUUUCAAUCCAGAUCUCAAUCCGGUUCUUCUGGUACCCGGCAUCGGUGGUUCAAUUUUGAAUGCCGUUGAUGAGAAAGGGAAGAAGGAGCGUAUUUGGGUGCGUCUGUUUGCUGCGGACCAUGAGUUUCGAGCGAAACUCUGGUCCUUUUACAACCCAGAAACAGGAAAAACCGAGUCUUUGGAUCCUACCAUACAAAUCGAAGUACCUGAUGACAGAUUUGGUCUCUACGGUUGUGACAUCCUAGAUCCUGACAUUAUUUUGCGACUGGAUGUUGUCUACUACUUUCAUGACCUAAUCAAGCAGUUGUUGAGCUGGGGCUACAGCGAAGGGACAACUCUGUUCGGGUUUCCAUAUGACUUCCGUCAAAGCAAUCGACUUCCAGAGCGCAUGCAGGAAUUUGAAACUAAGCUGAAGCAAAUGUAUGAAGCCUCAGGGGGGAAGAAAGUGGAUAUAGUCUCACAUUCUAUGGGCGGCCUUAUCGUGAAGAACUUUUUGGCUCUUCACCCAGAGGUCUUCGAGAAAUACGUGAACAAAUGGAUUGCUGUCACUGUACCGUUUCAAGGUGCUCCAGGGUUCAUCAUGGAUUGCCUCUUGACUGGAGUGGAAUUUGUGAAAGGCUGGCAGCGAGAGCUCUUCAUCGCAAAGUGGAGCAUGCAUCAAUUGCUGAUUGAGUGCCCUUCCGUUUAUGAACUCAUGGCAUCUCCACAUUUUGAGUGGAAUGAUGUUCCUGAGUUGCGAUUGUGGCAUCAGCGAGUCGGAGGCAAUGGAGAGUCAGAGUGUGAAAUGGAAGUCUUUGGCCCCAAAGAUUGCAUUGGCGUAAUGAUGGCAGCGCUUAAGGACAACAUGCUGGAGUACAAUGGAGAACAAGUGAAUGUACCAUUGAAUCGAGAUAUAAUGGCAUGGGCGAUGGAAACUUUUCGAAUUCAGAAAACAGCCAAAUUGCCCAAGAGCGUCACCUUUUACAACGUUUUUGGCACGGAGCUCUUAACACCUAUGCAUGUCUGCUAUGGAAGUCAGGAAUCUCCAAUACAGAUGUUGCAAGACAUUCUAAGAACGGAGGCCGACUAUGAGUUCGCGAACGGCGAUGGAACUGUACCGGCAGAGUCAGCCAUGGCCGAUGAGCUGGAUGCCAAGGCCAGAAUAGGCAUCCCCGGGGAGCACAGGGGCAUUUUGAAUGAUGAUCGAUUCUUCAGGAUCAUGAAAUCUUGGCUCGGCUGCGAUACGGAUCCGUUCUAUGAUCCUCUUAACGAUUACGUGAUACUUCCCACGAAGGCUGAGUUUGAGGAGCACAAGAGACAACGCAUUAUGAUUAGCACUGAAGGAGACGACACUGAAGAUUUAGUUACUGAUUUUGAUGAGAACGAGGAUUAUGUCAUGGACAUGGAGAAGGAGUACAUUGCAACCAUUUCAUCUAGGACCUCUGAUAUUCGAGCUGAGGCUCAUGCACAUGUGACGAGAUCGCGCCUGUCCGUGGCAGAGAAGAAGGAUUGCAUCGAGAUCGAUACUGUUGGAGUCGCAGAAGGAGCAGAUGCGAAGAAGACCGCAACAGCUCUGGAUCAAGCUAUGGCAGCUGCUUCAGAAGAGGCGAUAGCAGCCAAUACAAGGGGUAAGAGAGCCACUAUCAUAGCUCGAUGAAAAGGGCACAAAGAUAUAUUCUAGGGAUCUCUCACCUGUCUGCAUGAUGUUUUGUCCCUCAGAAUGCCCCCGAUGAACGUCGAAUCUGGAUCGUGUUCAGCUACUCUGGGCUCUCCUGGUCAUAUAUUACGCAUUAGGAAUCGGCUUCGACCAAUCAUAUUCUUUUAGUGUACAUCACAUGAAUUGUGUUUUUUAUCUUAGCGCACGACCCUUGAUAGUCAAGGGCUAGACUGUACAGUGUAUAUGCCCUGUAUUAUUACUUGUCCAAUAAUACACAAAGCUCAUCUCAGAAAUCUGAGUUUGAGCUACGUAGCAGACUCUAACGACCUCUGUAUAGGAUGCAUCGUUCCGGUAGUGUAUACUUGUAAUCAUCACCCAUUCGACUGAAAGCCUGUAAAAGAUUGUGGAUCAUGACAUUCUAUGGCACACGUCCUGUUUGAAGGAUUAUUUUAUUUGACAGACUUCGACUGACUUUGUGAGCUUACUGUACAUCCUUUUAUCGCAUUGCAUAUAA
Marchantia polymorpha subsp. ruderalis is the source of this 3340-nucleotide messenger RNA. The record is from the annotation of a GenBank genome assembly. NCBI's taxonomy places the organism in Eukaryota, Viridiplantae, Streptophyta, Marchantiopsida, Marchantiales, Marchantiaceae.